AUUUGGGUUUUUUUCUGGUUCGAAAUGAAGUGUAGAAUUAUUUUUUCUAGGUUUGUGAAAAGUGAUGUUGAUAUUUCGAUAGGGAUUGCAUUGAAUCUGUAAAUUUCUUUGGGUAGUAUGGACAUUAUAUUCCUGCUUUAUAUUCUCGAUUGUACUGUAAACUUUUUCAAGGCAGAAGGGUAUUAUAUUCUCUUUUGGAUACCUAUAAGUAUGUAUAACGUAGAUGAAGGCACACAGUUUGUUCAGUGACAUAACACAACACUUACAUUAAAAAAUUUAGAUGAUAUUCUAUAUCAAAAUGUACUAUGUUGUUUAGAAUAGUUUUCCCCCUGUGCUGAUAAACUCACUUUUAACAAUUAUUUUAGCCAUAAGAUUGUACAAAUUCAGGCUUCUGAUAACAUUGAAAAUGUUAAGAGGCAUAAUCUAGGUUCCUAAAAUAAAAUUCAGUCUUCCCUUAGUUUUUGGUCUAUAUCUAGCCUUUUGGAUAUAACAUCUUUCACUGCUAAGGUACCAAUAUAGCUAUUAAAGAUUUGGAGAAAAAUCAAUACUUAGAAAAUAGAAAUACUAAAAGCUGAAGAUGCCAAUCAAUUUCGUGUGUGAAGUUUUGAGGUUUGUCUAUCUGCAGUCAGGAUACUCACUCUGUCUUCCAGGAAUCUUGGAAUGGGAGUUUGUUUUGACAGCUAUUUGAUUCCAAGCUUUAUUUUAGAGCUAAUUUUGUUAAUAGCAAAAUUUCAGUCACUACAGAUGCUCCUGUAUCAUUGCCUGCAAUUUAUACACCAGGAAGUGAUAAAAUUAUUGAUUUUCUGAAAUGAUCACUGUGUGUUUUCUAGUUUUUUUAUUUAGACACAGUGUUUGCAUGUAUUUAUCUUUCAAAAUGUUCUCUGUGAGUGUGACCAGCUGAUCAUUGAGAUUGGCAGAUGCUUGGGCCCUUCAAUCAGCUUCCCUUGCUGCACAAUCUGGCUUCUCUCUUCCUUUCACAGAAUAUAUAAUUGGAAUGCAUGCAUGAAAAGAAAAGAGGGCAAACACACAUAGGUGGUAAUUUUUUACUUUUACUGAUUACAUUUCAGCAGUCACUGUGACCUCUCAUGAAGUUCCAGAUCUAAAAAUUGUUGGAACAUAAAUCUAUUCUUUGGAGCUGACAAAAUUCUUCAAUUCAGGAAAGAUUCUGCUUUACCUCUUUUUAGAAUUCAUUUUUUUUUUUUUUCUGUGUGAAUGUGUGUGUGUGUUGUUUUAGUAAGAGGCUCCUUCCCACCUCAGUCAUUGGUUUGCUCACUCCCUUAUGUGAUGAAUCAAUGCUUUCAGAACAGGGGCUUCUGAGUGACUGCGGGAACAAUUACUUCCAAAUGAACUCGUGCAUCUUAGCAGGGAGCAUUCAGACCAUACCCCAGGUCUCUUCUGGUGAUUGUGAAGCGAAACCUUUGAGCUUCACAUUUGUGCCCACUGUCAGAAGACUACCAACUCAUACUCAGUUGGCUGACACCUCUAAAUUCCUUGUUAAAAUUCCAGAAGAACCAAGUGCUAAGAAUCCAGAAACUGUAAAUAAGUCUAAUUCUGAUGACUACUUGACCUUGAAUGCUGGGAGCCAACAAGAGAGAGACCAAGGGACAUUGACUUACCCUUCAGGGGUCAGUGGAACGAUUUCACAACAAAGGGAAUUGAAAGCAAACGAACUUCAAGGAAUGCAGCAAGGUGACAUCUUCAAAGCUGAAUAUGUCUUUAUUGUGGACUCUGAAGGAGAAGAUGAAGCUACAAGCAGAAAAGGUGAACAAGGCCCCACAGUGGGGACAGGUGCCACUGCUGCUAGGCCCACGUCUCUAGCAAUCUCUUCCAGUCUGGUCUCUGACGCAGUGCGUCCCAAAACACGGGGGACUGAACUCAAGGCCUCGUCACAACCUGAAAUGCCUCGUGGGAUGGCCCCGCAGCAAAAGCAUGGGCAGUUAACUUCUUCUCCCACUACCUCUGAGCAGCUUGCCUGUAAACCACAUGCUUUCUCCUUUGUUUCUCCAACUAAUCCGAGCGCACCACUCGACCCAGCUAACCUCGACGGGGCCUCUGUCCUAGAGGAGUUCCACACGAGGAGGCUGCACGCCAGUGGGGCGGUGGUGGAAGAAUCAGCUACGUAUUUUCAAACUACCGCCCACUCUGCACCCUUCUCUGCACCGGAGGGCGCCUCCUCGACGUUACCGUUUCCCCAUUCCGCUCAGCUACCAGGUUCUCAUCUGUUCAGUCCGAGCGCAGCCCAUCGGAAACCUGCACUGACACCCGAAGCUCUGCAGAAGACAGCUGUCGCCUCGCCUGUCCUUAGUCGCGGAGAAAGCCCGAGAACCUCUCCUCCUCCGCCGUCCACCUGUGCACCCCCGAGGUCGAGUCCGGCCUUGUACAUACCGGUCCGCAUUGUCACGCACUCCCUGUCUCCGAGUCCGAAGCCGUUCACCUGCUCUUUCCACGGCUCCUCUUCCACCGUCUGUAGCCAAAUGUCAUCGAGCGGAAAUCUUUCCAAGUCAGGGGUAAAAUCCCCAGUGCCCUCUCGGCUCUCCCUCCUCACGGCCAUUCUCAAGUCAAAGCCCUCUCACCAGAGACCCUUUUCCCCCGCGUCCUGUCCCACCUUCUCUCUCAACUCCCUGGCCUCGUCCACGCUCACACUCGAUCAAAAGCCAAAGCAAACCCCACCGCCCACGCCUAAAAAGUCUCUCUCAAGCUCCUCCCUGAGAGCCGGGUCCCCAGAUCUAGGGGACCACCAGGAUGCUGAGCUGACUCGGCAAUCCUUUCACGUACCUUUACCUGCCCAGUCUGCUCCCAUUUCUCAGGUGCCCUCCCGCUCCCCUGCAAAACGUGUGGGUAGCAGUCUGGUUUCUUUGAAUGUAGAGAAAACGCCACCCCCCACUUGGAAGAGCAAAACCAUGCUCUCCCUGCUGCAAACCGACAUGUCAAGUUCAAGUUCGACAGGUCUUCCUCCUGUCCCACCGAGCUCUUCUCCUCUCUCUUCUUGGAGGGGCAAACAGGAUGGUGACCUCAGGGGUCCAGAAAAGCCUAGAAAUAUUUAUACACACCUCUCCUUCUUAACCUCCCCUGCAUUACCUUCUUUAUCUCCUCCUAGUAAUCAAAGAGCCACGCUCUCCCCUGCAGAGAAAUGUUUCCACCAUCCUUCCCCAGCUCUUUCGAACCUGAUAAACAGGUCCCAAAGAGCCUCAUCCCAACUGUCUGGCCAGCAGCUGGAUCCUCCAGCUCUUCCUUCACUCCCUCUCUCCAGCGCUCGCUCUGCCUCUCUUGCCGACGUGGGGGCCUCCUCUGUCCCUUGUGCUAACCUGCCCGGCCAGGCGCUCCAGCUCAGCCCCCCAGCCCCGCACCCACGUUGUGGCAGUGGCACCUUGCCUUCAAGACUUGGGAGAUCUGAAAGCACCAUAUCCGACCACAGGUCGCCUGUGUCAACCCCAUCACUUCCCAUAUCUCUAACAAGAACUGAGGAGCUGAUUUCACCUUGUGCAUUGUCCAUGUCAACAGGCCCUGAAAAUAAGAAACCCAAGCAAUACAAGACCAAGUCAAGCUACAAGGCUUUUGCAGCAAUCCCUACAAACACAUUGCUUUUGGAACAGAAGGCAUUAGAUGAACCAGCCAAGACUGAGAGUGUCUCCAAGGACAACCUGUUAGAUCUACCUGUGGAGUUGUGUUUCCCUGCACAGCUCAGGCAGCAAACUGAAGAGCUCUGUGCUACCAUUGAUAAGGUCUUACAGGAUUCCUUGUCUAUGUAUUCCUCUGAUUCUCCUUCAAGGUCCCCACAGACAUUGUUGGGUUCUGACACAAUCAAAACUCCUACAACUCUUCCAAGAGCAGCUGGUCGAGAAACCAAAUAUGCAAACCUCUCCUCACCAUCUUCUACAGUAUCUGAGAGUCAACUGACCAAGCCUGGGAACAGAGUCCAAGAAAAGAAGGUAGAAAAUCUGAUAGAGUAGAAGAAAUAGGGCAAAAAUCAUUGUCUCAUUGUCAGACAGCCAUCAAAUCUAGGAAACUCUUAGUAACUAAGGAGAAUAAGAGUGGUAGAGAAACAAAUAUGAAGCAUCAGGCUGAUUCUAACACUGAAUGUAUUUGAUAGCCAGCCAAUCAGAAGAGUCUUUUUUCUGUCUCACCCUGGAGGGGGGUGAUCACAAGACUGAAGAUCUGGUGAGAGGCCAGAAUAGCCCCAAAUAUAUGCCUACUGGAAAUAAAGGGACCAGGUAGUCAUGUUUCUCUGCCAGGGAGAUUCUCUUAACAUACCAAGUGCUCCUGGUCAGAUUUCUUCUCUCUGCCUUUUUCUUUAUGCAUACUGACACCAAGUUUAGCCCCUAUAGUUCUAGGUUGGAUUUAGAGCCUUGCAGGCCCUGAGUACUGGAGUUAUAUUGAUUUCCUGCCUCAUAAGGAAGUAGAAGAGAAGGAGAAGCAGUAGGAGCAUAAGAAAGAAGAAAUGAAGUAGGAAGUCAACUGAAAAAGAGAGAGAGUAAUCUGGACAACUUAGGACCGUGGCUCAGAUGUCAGGCACCUCCCUUAUUACAGUGGCUGUAGAAAACAGUAACUGCUUUGGCUUUGUUCCUGUGCUACACUUACUGGAGGAAUAUUGCUCUCAUCUGUAUACUCAACGGCAUGAUUUCAUGCAUAAUUGGAUGUUACUUGCUCAUUUUUUCCCCUCGAGAGAAAUCAAAGUUUCUUAAGUGGGAAAUAUUUCUCAGCCUGGGGAAAAUAGAGACUUUUCUCAAUCUGUAUUUCCCCAGUUGUCAUAGACAUGAAAGACAACUGGGAAAAUAUCUAUUGAAAAAACUAUCGCAAGGCAACAUUUAUUCAAGGCUCAAAAUAUAUCAGGUGCUUUAUAGAGCAGAGAGAUAGAUGUAGUCCCUUAAGGCUUAACUUGCGAGCACAGCAUUGAGGGAGGAAAGCUAAUUUACUGUUUUCUGAAAGGAAGUGGAGUUGAGAAGAAUAAUUGCAGCAAAAUGCUUAAACAGAGUGUCACAACUUUUUAUUGAAUUCUAGUUUGGGAUGUUUUUGCAGACUUAUCAAUCAUUUUGUGACAUUUUACAGUGUAACAAGAUUUUGGUGUUUGUGAAACAUCAUUUUGAAAUUGCCCCAAACUAGAGCAUGCACUCUCUCUCUUUUUUUUUUUUUGUCAAGUCGAUAUUGAGUAUAAGUUUUAGAAUCGUGAAUGAGUGAUAUAUUUGCUAAAACUCUUGAUUGCAAGUUACAGAAGUAAACUUGAGUUAAAGAAACAGGAAUCUGGUGUAAAAGAAGAGGUAAGUCUUAGGGAACUUCAGGGAACUCCACCUAGGCCCCAGGAAUGUUUUGGGACCUAAUUCUGAAAAACUCUCAGGUGUCUCUUUUCUCUGGGCUACCUUUCCACACAUUUUGCUCUAUUCUUCUCGAUCUCAGGAGAUUUGAUUUUUUGGUCAAAUGAAGGCUUUCCCACAGCUUCCAUAUUGACAUACAAUAAUUUCAGUCUCCCAAAGUAAUUGGAGAGCAGUUAAAUUCCUAUUUCACCUUCUUGGGAGAGAAAAUCUAUUUGCUACCCACUCCUUACCCCUUUAGGUCAGAAAGCCAUCCUGGUCUCAUUGUACAUAAUAUGAAUAUGGCUUCUGGGAGCCCAAGUCUGUGGAUAUAGGGGCAUAGCUGUUUCCAGAAAAAGAAGGUUGUUGUGGGUUUGGUGGAUGUGCCUAAGUCAUCUAUUCUACCAUGCCCAGAAUGCUACCUGGCACAGGGGCUAUUCUCAGUAAGUAUUUAUUAAAUGAAAUAUUUGUUGACUGAAUGAACAUGUUUGCAUAGAUAAGAUAUUUUUGCAUUUUAAAUGUUACAAUAGUAGAUCUUUAUGAAUUGAUUGCUGUAAUAGUUAACUUCAAACUAAAGUGAUGUUAGUUAAAAAUCAUUUGCUUUCUGGGCUGUUUUUAUGCAUUUGUAAAAUCAUUAUAAAAUUUUAAAAAUUUAUACAUUUUUGUGGGAACAAUAUUUGGAUGAAUUAAUACACAUAGCUAUUCAUUUUAAUAGUGUUUAUUUCCCUGUUUCUCUAAAACUUAUUUGA
Microcebus murinus (gray mouse lemur) is the source of this 6034-nucleotide messenger RNA. It is a transcript of the gene MLIP, whose product is annotated as muscular LMNA interacting protein. NCBI's taxonomy places the organism in Eukaryota, Metazoa, Chordata, Mammalia, Primates, Cheirogaleidae. The record is from RefSeq and is a predicted model, not a curated record.